CACGUGAGGCAGAGUGCAGCAUUCGCCUCUAUCCAGCGCCUGCACUUGCAUGCGACAGCACGCUCGUUUGCAAAUACAGCGUCUAAAACAGAGAAUAAGUUUUAAUGGUAAAAUUUAGGAUGCUGGAGUCUUUCUGUUCUUUUUCACCCUUUUUUACCGUGAGACAAAAGCGUAAUUGCAGCGUAUGGGCAGAGCGUACUUUAGUUCGUGGCUGAACGAGAAAGUGCACGCCUGCUUGGGGGUUCAGCACUGAGAAGAUGUAAGAUUAACGACAUCAUUUCCCCAGUGGCUCCAGAAUAAAAAAAAUGCAGAAAGGAGUGCGACUCAAUGAUGGCCAUGUCACCUACUUGGGUCUUUUGGCAAAAAAGGAUGGAACGAGACGGGGAUGUUUGAGCAAAAAGAGCUCGGAUAACACAAAAUGGCACACCAAGUGGUUCGCUUUGCUGCAGAACAUGCUGUUUUAUUUCGAGAACGAGUCCAGCUCUCGACCCUCGGGAUUAUACCUGUUGGAAGGAUGUGUGUGUGACCGGGCACCGUCACCCAAACCCUCGCUGACAGCUAAGGAAUGCUUAGAAAAACAGUACUACUUUACGAUCAGCUUCAACCACGAGAGCCAGAAGCCCCUGGAACUGCGCACGGAGGAUGCCAAGGACUGCGACGAAUGGGUGGCCGCCAUCACGCACGCCAGCUACAGGAACCUGGCCACGGAGCAUGAGGCUCUCAUGCAGAAAUACCUCCAUCUACUCCAGAUUGUGGACACGGAGAAAACAGUUGCCAAGCAACUUCGACAACAAAUCGAGGACGGGGAAAUCGAAAUCGAGCGCCUAAAAUCUGAGAUUGCCGGGCUACUGAAAGACAAUGAGAAGAUCCAGGCCAACCCAGCGACGGCUCCCAGCGAAGACGACUCAGAAAUCAAGAAAAUCAAAAAAGUGCAGAGCUUCCUGCGCGGGUGGAUGUGCAGGCGGAAGUGGAAGACCAUCAUCCAGGACUACAUCCGCUCGCCGCAUGCAGAGAGCAUGCGCAAGCGCAACCAAGUGGUGUUUAGCAUGCUGGAGGCCGAGGCUGAGUAUGUGCAGCAGCUGCACAUCCUUGUCAACAACUUCCUGAGGCCCCUACGCAUGGCUGCCAGCUCCAAGAAGCCGCCCAUCACCCAUGACGACGUCAGCAGCAUCUUCCUGAACAGUGAAACCAUCAUGUUCCUGCACCAGAUCUUCUACCAGGGUCUGAAAGCAAGGAUUGCCAGCUGGCCUACCCUUGUGCUGGCUGACCUCUUUGACAUCCUGCUGCCCAUGCUGAACAUCUACCAGGAGUUUGUGAGGAACCACCAGUACAGCCUGCAGAUCCUGGCUCACUGCAAGCAGAACCGAGACUUCGACAAGCUUCUGAAGCAGUACGAGGCCAAGCCGGACUGCGAGGAGCGCACGCUGGAGACGUUCCUCACCUACCCCAUGUUCCAGAUCCCUCGCUACAUCCUAACUCUCCACGAGCUGCUGGCGCACACCCCACAUGAGCACGUGGAGAGGAACAGCCUGGAAUAUGCCAAAUCAAAACUGGAAGAGCUAUCUAGGAUUAUGCAUGAUGAGGUCAGCGAGACAGAGAAUAUCAGGAAGAACCUGGCCAUCGAGCGCAUGAUCAUUGAAGGCUGCGAGGUCCUCCUGGACACCAGCCAGACGUUUGUCAGACAAGGCUCCCUGAUCCAAGUGCCUAUGACUGAGAAAGGCAAGAUUCCUCGGGGGCGUCUGGGCUCGCUGUCGCUGAGGAAGGAGGGCGAGAGGCAGUGCUUCCUCUUCUCAAAACACCUGAUCAUCUGCACCAGAGGCUCUGGGGGCAAACUACACCUCACCAAGAAUGGUGUGGUGUCUCUCAUCGACUGCACCCUGAUGGAGGAGCCAGAGGGCACCGAUGAUGAAUCGAAACCGGACAAGAGCGGGCAGGACAUGGAGCACCUCGAUUUCAAGGUCAUCGUGGAGCCCAAAGACGGCCAGUCGUUCACGGUCAUCCUGGUGGCCUCCUCGCGUCAGGAGAAGACAGCCUGGACCAGUGACAUUAGCCAGUGCAUCGACAACAUCCGCUGCAAUGGGCUCAUGAUGAAUGCCUUUGAGGAAAACUCUAAAGUCACCGUUCCACAGAUGAUCAAGUCUGAUGCCAGCCUGUACUGCGACGACGUGGACAUCCGCUUCAGCAAGAUGAUGAACUCCUGCAAGGUGCUGCAGAUCCGCUACGCCAGUGUGGAGCGGCUUCUCGAGCGGCUGACGGACCUGCGCUUCCUCUCCAUCGACUUUCUCAACACCUUCCUGCAUUCCUACCGCGUCUUCACCAACGCCGAUGUGGUGCUGGACAAGCUCAUCGCCAUCUACAAGAAGCCCAUCAGCGCCAUCCCCGCCAGAUCCCUAGAACUGUUCUUCGCCAGCAGCCAAAACAACAAACUCCUUUACGGAGAGCCUCCGAAAUCUCCACGGGCGAGCCGCAAGUUCUCCUCCCCUCCCCCGCUCUCCAUCGGCAAGUCCUCGUCCCCUAAUCGCCGGCGCAAGCUCUCGCUCAACAUCCCUAUCAUCACGGGUGGAAAGGCCCUGGACCUGGCUGCUCUCAGCUGCUCUCCCAACGGCUACACCAGCAUGUACUCCUCCGUGUCGCCAUUCAGCAAGACCUCGCUGGAUAUCAGCAAGCUCUACAUCUCCAGCAGCGUGUCCAGCAAGAUCCCUGAUGAGGGCGAGGCCAAAGCUGACAGGACUGAAGAGUCCGCCCGCUGCAAACAGGAUAACUCAGUUAGAGAGGAGUGCGAUGUCGACCAAAACCAGAGUGAUGAUGCAGAGACGGACACGUCGCCCACCAAGUCACCCACUACUCCUAAAAACGUCAAAAGCAAAAGUUCCUCAGAAUUCUCUCUGUUCUCCUACAACAAUGGCAUGGUGGUGUCAUCCUGCCGCGAGCUGGACAACACGCGCAGUGCCCUGUCCGCCGCCUCGGCUUUUGCUAUUGCCACCGCCGGCGCCAACGAAGGCACUCCCACCAAGGAGAAAUACCGUCGCAUGUCGCUGGCCAGCACAGGUUUUCCCACCGACCAGAGAAACGGCGAUAAGGAAUUCGUGAUCCGACGGGCCGCCACCAACAGGGUCCUCAACGUUCUCCGGCACUGGGUGUCCAAGCAUUCGCAGGACUUUGAGAGCAACACGGAGCUGAAACAGAAGGUGAUCAGCUUCCUGGAGGAGGUCAUCCACGACCCUGAGCUCCUGACCCAGGAGAGGAAAGCAGCGGCCAACAUCAUCAGAACACUGACCCAAGAGGACCCGGGGGACAGCCAGAUUAGUUUGGAGGAGGUGACACAGCUGGCGGAGGCUGGGAAGGCGGAACCCUUCGAGAACCACUCCGCCCUGGAGAUCGCUGAGCAGCUCACCCUGCUCGAUCACCUGGUCUUCAAGGUCAUUCCUUAUGAGGAGUUCUUUGGACAAGGCUGGAUGAAGAAUGACAAAAGUGAGCGAACCCCCUACAUUAUGAAGACCACGAAACAUUUCAAUGAUAUAAGCAAUCUGAUCGCCACGGAGAUCCUGCGCUGCGAUGAGGUGAACGCGCGGGUGGCGGUGAUGGAGAAGUGGGUGGCGGUGGCCGACAUAUGCCGCUGCCUGCACAACUACAACGCAGUGCUGGAGAUCACCUCGUCCCUCAACCGCAGCCCCAUCUUCCGCCUGAAGAAGACCUGGCUCAAAGUGUCCAAGCAGACAAAGACGGUGAUCGACAAGCUACAGAGGCUGGUAUCAUCUGAGGGCAGGUUCAAGAACCUGAGAGAGGCUUUGAAGAACUGUGACCCUCCCUGCGUCCCCUACCUGGGGAUGUACCUCACAGAUCUGGCCUUCAUUGAAGAGGGGACACCAAACUACAUAGAGGACAACCUGGUCAACUUCUCCAAGAUGAGGAUGAUUUCCCACAUCAUAAGAGAAAUCAGACAGUUUCAACAGACGGCUUAUAAGAUUGACUACCAGCCAAAGACUUCUCAGUAUCUGCUGGACCAGAGCUCAGUGCUGGAUGAAGAAAGCUUGUAUGAAGAAUCGCUGAGGAUUGAGCCCAAAAUGCCAACCUAGGAAGGGUGAUGCUUUCUCUGAAGCCUGUUCACUGUACAGACACUAUAUCACAUGUACAUAAACUGUUUCUUUGUGUUAGAUCAUCUUAGACAUCCUUUUACUGUGUGUCUGAAAGGACCCCCUGUAUCCUUCUGAAUAAAACUUGUGUAGAAAAACAGGCUUUUGUACACAUGGAGGCAGGGGAGCUGAGGAAAUCAUUUUGAAGCUCAUUUCCUGUAUAUGGUUUGCCUGCUUUUUAUCAUAUAGUCUGCCAUAUCAUUUUCUUUUUCACGUUUUCACCACAGUUAAAAUUCCAAAGGAUAAGAAAGAUGUUACCAAUCAUGGCGGUUCUUAAUGGUUCUCAGCAGUGUGUCUUUAAAUUUAGUUUGCAGAAUGUGUAUUUUAAUAUUCGACCACUUUAAAAAAUUAUUUCUACACCACAUUUUUUUUUUAUGUAGGACUCAACCUUGCAUGUUAAUCGGUUUCCUUAUUUUUAUUUAAGUGUUUAAUCAAGUUACGGCAGCCAAUGUAGCAAUUUAGAAAAGAAAAGGUUUAAAACCAGGAUAAACUAUGAAGAUAUAUUUAUACCAAUAAAUAAACCGAGUGAUACCAAAACAUGUGCAUGCCCAGAAUGAACAGUCAGAAGCAGCUGGUGAAAUCUCCACCAACUAAUUUGCCGUUCUUGUGAUUUACUGCUUAUCACUGAGUCAGCUGUGAUAUGUAAUCUGUAAAAAUCCCACUAUUUAUAUUUUUUGUGUCAGUCCCAGCUGGUUGGGAUAUUAAAUCAUAUAAUUCUCAGAUACAUGCCUAUUAUGUUUCUUUCUGGAUCCACAUCAUAGGUUGUUGCUACUCAAGUUUUUUUUUCUUGAUUUAUUUUUUUUUUUAUUCUCGUAAUACACCUUCCUAGGCAGGUAUUUAACGUACUUGCAGUUUGCUGUAGGGCAACAGGGGGUGUCGAAGUUAGGGGCAUGAAUGGGUUGCCUUUUCCCAGAAGAUGCCCUGCUAUAGCACCCUUAAGCAAGGUCCUGAGUCUGAAUUGCUUCAGUAAAACAUUCAGCUGUAUGCAUUUGUGAAAAUCAUCUCAUUGAACUGAUGAGAUCUGUAAAUGAAUUAACCAGCAGAUCGAAGUCCCUGGUUUCACUGGGCACGCUGACAAUUUUAAUAUACAAUGUAACUAGCUGGACUAAAAAUGCCUGUUUCUUGUGACAAAGUGUUUCAAGGGUUUUGCAUGUCUGAUGUGUUGACAAGUGAUUCUUUUGUCCCAAAUGAACCCAGUUAAAUUUGUUAAUGAGCUGUAAAACAGUUUGGUUAUUUAAGACGCAGUUGAUCAUCACAAUGUCCUUAUGUUGUCCCCAUUUGGGACAUUGAAACAGCCAAAGUCAAAAUGCCAUUUAGAAAAAUAGGUAAAUAAGUGACAAUGAAGUAUUUCUUUUUGGCAAUAAUGUGUUUUUUUUUCCAUAAUUAUUUUCAGGAAAUGUUUGUUUGUGAAGCAGAAUACAUAAAUAUAUUUAAUCCUGUAGUUUUUCUAACAUUGUCAAAGCUCAUUUUCUUAUUUGUAUUGGGGGAGAAGUAUAUGUAAAAGUAUAGAAAAAUUAAAUCAUUAACACAUUUAUAAUAACAUGACUAUGGAGUACCAAGUAUACAUACAUAUGUAUGUAUAAAUAUCUAUGUAUGAAAGACAAGAUCUGAAAGACAAUCUGCUGUUUGUAAUUGUUCUUCCAAUAACACAAAUAAUGACUCACGUCGCCAAAUGGGUUAUCAAAGAACACUAUUGAUCAAUUAACGAGUCCUUCUUAAACAGCAUUUGAAAUGUCAUUUAUAACGAGGCUGAAGUCUGGAUAAUAGAAUAGAUUCUACGUCUUUGAGCGAAUAUUUUGUACACACUUUGCGAUCCACCUGAUAGAAAUGUCAUGCUGUAUAUUUUGUACAUGCAGCCUUAUAUAUUUCUUAAUGUGUAACAGUGUGAAGCACAUCUCUUUACAGUAGUGUAUCCUGACAAGCUUAAAACCCAAAAUGCUAAGCAGUUUGUGAUAUUUAGAACUAUGAUUUAGAAGUAGACGAUGACUUUCAAGUGUUUUGCAUAUACUGUAAUCCUGUCUAUAAGUACUCUCUUAGCAGGAAUAUAGUAACGUAGUGCUUCUUCUGUUAAUAUUUGUAGGAUUUUUACAAUGUACAGUAUAGGAAGACACUCGACGCUCACGUGCCAGGCAUGCUCCACUGUAACAGUCUUUAAAAUAAAACUAUAUAUAGAUAUACAUACUAAACACACGUAUACAUGCACAUCUACUUCUAUAUUCACAUAUAAACUAACAUUUUGCUGUGAGCAAUACCCACUGGUAUGAGAAUUAUCUUUCAAUUCUUCAAGUUUAUUUCCACAGCUCGAGAAAUAUUUUCAGUUUUGUAUUAAAAUGUAUGUUUCCUGAUUACCUCUUGCUAAUAAAUCUAUUCUAUCUCAGGGGGAA
Messenger RNA from Brienomyrus brachyistius, 6517 nucleotides. It is a transcript of the gene rasgrf1, whose product is annotated as Ras protein specific guanine nucleotide releasing factor 1. Gene Ontology annotation, biological process: positive regulation of GTPase activity; Ras protein signal transduction. The record is from RefSeq and is a predicted model, not a curated record. Gene Ontology annotation, molecular function: protein binding; guanyl-nucleotide exchange factor activity. NCBI's taxonomy places the organism in Eukaryota, Metazoa, Chordata, Actinopteri, Osteoglossiformes, Mormyridae. Gene Ontology annotation, cellular component: plasma membrane.